GUACAUGAUCUUCUUUAAGCCGAGGCCAAAUGUAGUAGGUGCUCCCACAAGCCACUGCCGGACAUCAAGGGCAAAAAGCGGAAGGAGACAUCAUGUCUCGCAUGUGGACUCUGCAGGCUAAACGACUUGCCUAAUCGAGCAAUCUAAAACUUGAUGUUCGCGCAGAUCCCACAAUGAUCAACCAAUGCCGAGAUCAGACCGGCUUCCCUGGCCCUGAUUCGAUCCGAGAUAAGCUUAAUUUAAUUAAGCCUGGCCAACUUUCGGCAGAGUGUUCUCCAAGAGGCAGCUUGAAAGCUUGAUAGACAUCUCUCAGGGUUAUCAGUGCCGGAAGCUAAGGGUCAGUAGAUUGCCGACCAGAUUUGCAAAUGGACUGCCCACAGGAAUACAUAAGAGGCUGUUAGCCCAUCAUACAUACGGUCUGCUCAACUCUUGCGAGGUGUCUACGAAAGUCAUUCGUUCAAAAUGCGUUUUUCGGGGUUCCUGCUUGUUGCAUUAGCCAUUUCGGUACGGUCUUCACCAACUGCCGAAGCCACUGUAGACAAUGAUUUCGCAUCGAGCGUUGUUGAGUCAAUUGCAGGUCCACCUUCAGGAUGGAUCCGAGACGAGGGAGCCAAUCUUGACAAAGAUUCGCAUAUGAUAAAGUUGCGCAUCCAUCUUGCUCACCAAGACAUGGACAAGUUUCACGAUUUGGCGAUGCAGAUUGCAACUCCCGGUCAUGAGCUUUACGGAAGUCACCUGACUCAACAAGCAAUCGAUGAUAUGAUCGCUCCAAAAGAGGACUCAAGUAGGCUUGUCAUGGAGUGGCUUGAGACUGAGGGACUAAGCAGCCAUGCUUCGCUAUCACGGAGAUCGGACGCAAUCAUUGUAGAUGCAAGCGUUUCAAAGAUCGAGACACUGCUAAAAGCAAAUUACAUGCCAUUUAUUGAGAAGGAAACUGGAGAGAGCGCAGUCAGGACCCUGGAAUACAGUCUGCCAGAUGCGCUGAAAGGACAUGUCGACAUGGUCCAACCCACAACUUUCUUUGGCCUCAAAGCCAUGCGAUCCACUAUUUCCGAGCAUCACGCACUGGACUCGUCCGAAUUAAAAGCUGGAGUUGCUCCAAGCGGAGCAGCAAUCCAAGCAGUAGCUGGCUGCACUGGAAGUACGAUCACACCCAAGUGUCUUUCGAACCUUUAUAGCUAUGUUUCAGCAACCGCUUACAGCAAUGGCUUGAUGGGAAUCGCUGGCUUUCUGAAGCAGUGGCCCUUCAAGUCAGACCUCACCACUUUCAUGAAGAGCUAUGCAACUCAAGGCAAUGCAGCUCAGUCAUUCACAUGCACGCUCAUCAAUGGAGGAACAUGUCCGCAGACAGGAACCCCUGGCAUUGAAGCCAAUCUUGACGUCCAAUAUGCUCGUGCGAUCACUGAGUCAAUUCCAAACGUCUACUACAGCGUUGGGGGAUCUCCUCCUUGGUUGGGUACCGGAACAAACACCAAUGAGCCAUACCUCGAGUUCUUGAACUACCUGCUUGGCCUGGACUCCUCAGCACUUCCAAACACAAUCUCCAUCUCAUACGGAGACGACGAAGCAACUGUACCCCUAGACUACGCCACCAACGUAUGCAACCUUUUCGCCCAGCUCGGCGCUCGAGGUGUGUCCGUUCUCGUCGCAUCCGGAGAUUCAGGCGUAGGCACCACAUGCAAGACCGGCUCAACAAAAACAUUCACGACUUCAUUCCCAGCCUCAUGCCCAUGGGUUACCACCGUAGGAGGAACAACAGGAAACAGUCCCGAGGGAGCAUGGUCCGGAUCCGGCGGCGGUUUCUCCAGUCGAUUUGGCCAGCCGAGCUACCAAACUGCCGCAGUCAACAAAUGGCUCACAACAGACACCACACAUACUGCCGUCAACGCAUAUUUCAACAAAUCCGGUCGUGCGUAUCCUGACAUCGCAGCGCAAUCCACAAAUUUCGUUAUCGUCGCUUCAGGAUCUGCUCAAUCUGUCAGUGGAACGAGCUGUGCUUGCCCAACUUUCGCAAGUAUCAUCCAGCUGCUCAAUAGUGAUCGGCUCUUGGCCGGAAAGAAACCACUGGGUUUCUUAAAUCCCUGGCUGUACAAUAAUGCGACUGCUGGGUUGACGGAUAUCAAGACAGGGAAGAAUACGGGGUGUAGUGGAGUCAUAAGUGGUGCUGGGUUUUCUGCUGUUGCUGGCUGGGACCCUGCUACUGGCCUUGGAACUCCGAUUUACACUUCUCUUCUGGCGAUUUCGAAGACGACGUAAAUUUUAGGCGAGAGUGCCAUUUUCGAGUGGCAAAUGUCAUGAUUAUUUACUACGGUAUUUCGUUGGGAUGUGGCACAGCCACUCUGUUUUUAUGCACACAUAUCUUCAAGAGAGAUCUUGUGCGAAAAACGGCUUCAAUGGCACAUUUUAGUCAUGAUAGCGCUACAUUUGUGCGAUUAAAAGUGAAAGGACUAAUUUGCUCCAAUGAUGAUAUCGAAACCCCACCACAUGGCAGCAAGCGAGCCCUGGACGUGCUGUAGUCAUACCGAGAACAUAAUAUCAUGAAUCUUGUCACCAUUAUGUAGACACUACCACUGUGUGGUAUGCUAUCGAUUGAUUGGCAAACGCCCCUUGUUUUGCGGCACAGGCUUCGGAGUGGGCAGCCAAGCUCCAAGCACUUGGCUAAACGGCACUUCAUUGUACCUUAUCCACUGUCAAGUAUUUGCGUGCCUAAGUAUGAG
Molecule: messenger RNA, 2717 nt
Organism: Cadophora gregata
Lineage: Eukaryota; Fungi; Ascomycota; Leotiomycetes; Helotiales; Ploettnerulaceae
Exons: 4
Coding region: 463-2256 (597 amino acids)
Biological process (GO): proteolysis
Molecular function (GO): serine-type endopeptidase activity; tripeptidyl-peptidase activity
Source: RefSeq, a predicted model, not a curated record